AUGCCUCCAUACACAGACUGCGGUGGCUGGAGGAUGUUCCUUCCAAUAGGAUGCCUGCUCUUAUCUGCCCUGCUUCUCCAGUCAGCCCUGGCCAAGGUGUGCAACGACCGCACCAAACACGGGCAGGACAACAACUGGUUCGCCAAGGACGGAGAGAACUUACCCAUAAUGGUUCUUAUGCCAAUGAACGAGUCUGCUCUGAUGAGCAGUAUCAGCCAGGGGAUUGUGCCUGCAGUCCAGCUGGCCAUCAAGCACAUCCGGGAGUCCAGGAAGUACACCUUCUCCCUCAUCACAGAAAUCUAUGACACCGAGGUAAACACGACUAAAGCUUUUCACUAA
Molecule: messenger RNA, 339 nt
Organism: Knipowitschia caucasica
Lineage: Eukaryota; Metazoa; Chordata; Actinopteri; Gobiiformes; Gobiidae
Source: the annotation of a GenBank genome assembly